AUGGCCCGCCAUUCUUUGCGAAUGCUUUGGAUUGCCUGGCUUUUCUUUCGCAUCGCCUGCGCGAUGCGCGAGAACGCCCAUGCGGGCCUCUUGCACUCGAUGAGCGCCUUCGACAACCUCUCGGCGAACGUCUCAGCGAACGUCUCGGCGAACGUCUCGGCGAACGGCACGCUUCGUGCUGUGGCGAACGCAACGGUGGAAGACAUGCUGCAGGAAAUGGCACAGCAGCAGGCGAAAAGUGAGCUGCAGCCCUUCCCUGAUGAUCCCUUCAAGGAUGAUCCAUGGUUCCAGAAACGCAGAGAUCCAAACUAUGACCCCUUCAAGGACGAUCCUUGGAAAAACAGGAACGAUCCCUUCAACAACCGCAACAAAGAUCCCUUCAACAACCGCAACAGCCCCAGCCCCAGCCCCAGCCCUCCGAGCAGUGAUCACAGUUGGUCAGGCCAUGAACAUCACUAUCAUCGUGCCGCAGCUGCAGGGGUUGGUGUAUUCGCGGUCUUUUGGAUUAUCUGGGCCAGCUUCUUUUGCUGCAUUUGCUGCAUUCCAACUUGCAUCCUUUGCCGCGGCCAUUUCAAGGCGCGGGCGCUGCGUGCUAAGUUGGAGCAUCUGCAGCUGAAGCAUCCGCCGCACGAUCAGCGGCAUCCCGUGAACAUGUUGAGUGAUGGGAUGAUGCGCUUGGCGCAGGAAGACCGGAUCUUGAUCAGGGAAAAGGUGAACAUGGCGCAGGAGCUUUCAGGCCACGUUUUGGGCUAUUCCAUCCAAACAGCCAACAGCUUCGAAGUGAUCUCUGUGGUGGGCGGCGGUGAACACGUCCUCAAUUGCCGGGAAGUGCAGGAUCUGCAGGCCAUGCUGGGCAUGAACCUGGCUGGUGGCCUCCAGGCGAUGGGCGUGGAAGGCGCAGGGCACUGGGCGGGCCGGGACAAGGCGCCCUUCCGGAUGCUGGUGGGGCUGCCGCCGGCGGCGAAUCCUAUGGAGACUGGAAAGAUACAAGUGACAGUUCCUGAAGGAGUAUCUUCCGGGCAGCAGAUACAGGUGGGACUCGCCCCGGAUUUGAGACGACACAGAUGUUGA
Cladocopium goreaui is the source of this 1071-nucleotide messenger RNA. NCBI's taxonomy places the organism in Eukaryota, Dinophyceae, Suessiales, Symbiodiniaceae. The record is from the annotation of a GenBank genome assembly.